Chara braunii is the source of this 2650-nucleotide messenger RNA. The record is from the annotation of a GenBank genome assembly. NCBI's taxonomy places the organism in Eukaryota, Viridiplantae, Streptophyta, Charophyceae, Charales, Characeae.
AGUCGCGGUUUGCCCCUUUGGCUACCCCACCAGAGGACCCUCAGAAUAUGACAGACGCAGUUCUCUCUGCCCCGUCGUCUGUCGAGGUACUGUCUGCCUCCCCGCAGACCGCCACAUCUAGCGCUUCUCCCCCGAGACUUCCGACGCGUCGCGCCAUUUGCACAGCCCGUUGUAACACUCAGCUGGCGACUCGCGAUGACUUUGUGUCAUCUCUCCUGGACUUGAGCAUUUUGCACCCUCGUAAGGAGCGACUUACGAGGCACGUCAACGUCCUGCGUCGUCUUCUCGCUCUGCUCUCUGAUCCUGAUCGCACCCUAUCCAUUAUCCCUAUCUGCCUAGGGACAUCUAAAAGGGUGUAUCGCGCUUUAUGGGACUCCGGCUCGCAGGGAGAUUUCGUUCACCCUCGAGUGGUUGAGGAAGCUCGCCUAGUUACCUCUGGGUCUCGCUCUCCUAUCUUCGUUACCCUCGGAGAUAACAAGACGCAGCGCUUCUUCGAUCAGACGGUCCCCGACCUCCACUUCUCCCUCACCCUCCAGCCAUCGGAUAGUACCCAGACGCCUAGGCGCUACCAUUCCUCCGCAUACUUCGACGUGCUGGAGACUGGGUACGACUUUCUCCUGGGCACUCCCUGGUCUCGCCGGUUCCGCAGCACAGAGGCCGAAUGGGCGACUGAGACACUCGUUCUCAAAACGAAGUGCGGCCAGACCCUUCGAGUCCCCUUCAUUGGAAUCACGGGUGACACCCUCCCAGACCUACCUCCCCAGGACCCUCGUCCCUCUGGGUCCCACCCAGACAUCGCCUUCACUUCCCCUCGUCAGUUUGCUCACUUCAUACGACAGGAGGACGCCACGUUCUACUCAGUGAACGUCAUGGAUCUUCUUCGCUACGAUUCACUCUGUCCCGAGGUUGAGCUCAUCUCUUUGGAGCCCGAUCCCCCUGAUCCUCCUUCCAUCUUCGCGGCUCCCAUCUCUACAUCCACUCGUCAGUCUGCGGAUACCCCCUCCACGUCUCACGCCCCUGCGCCGUCGACUGUCGAGUCCACACAUACAUCUCAUGCUGACACAGACGCCGAGGAACUCACACGGUUCACGACAGACUUAGAGUCGGCCGUUCGCGACCUGAUUCGAGAGUACCACGACGUCUUUCCCCCGUAUUUCUCAUACAGCGGGAUUCCCCCGAUGCGCGGUGUUGAGCAUUCUAUCCAGCUCGUGCCUGACUAUCAUGUUCACCAUCAGACACCGUACCGACUCUCGAUCUCAAAGGUGACGGAACUCAACCGUCAGCUUGAGGAGCUCCUUCGACUGGGUUUCAUUAAACCCAGUAACUCCCCUUGGGGUGCACCUGUCCUCUUUGCUCACGAAGCGGACGAAACUCUCCGCCUCUUCAUCAACUAUCGCGGCCUUAACCGUUACACGGUUAAGAACAACUAUCUCAUGCCCCGCGCGGAUGAGUUGUUUGACCGUCUGGCAGGCAACCGCUUCUUCACGAAGAUCGAUCUUUGUAGCGGUUACCACCAGAUCCGCGUUGCCACAGAGGAUCAGCCGAAAACCGCCUUCCGAUCGCGCUUCGGCCACUACAAGUUCACGGUGAUGCCAUUCGGCCCUACCAAUGCACCCGCCACCUUCCAGACGGCGACAGAUGACAUCUUCAGGGACAUCUUUGAAGAAUACGUUCUCGUAUACCUGGAUGACAUCUUGGUCUACAGUCGUACCUUAGAAGACCAUCUCAGACACCUCCGUGAUGUCCUACAGCGCUUACGCAAGCAUGGCUUCUAUGCCAAACUCAACACUCGUUGCCCUGCGCUUGACGACUGGAUCGCCCACAUGGCGGCGAUUAUGAAGCGCGCACACGAGAGUUUAGCCGACUCCCAGACUCGCAUGGCCGCACGAGCGAACGGAUCACGAAUGGAUCAUCCAUUCAAAGUCGGUGACGAUGUGCUCGUCGACGCACGCCACUUACAGCUCGAAGCAGAUACGCUUUGCAAGUUCAAGCGUCGUUUCUUCGGUCCAUGCCGCAUGCUUCAGGCCGUCGGUUCGGAUACUGCCGCUAGUCCCGUCAGCUUCCGUGUGAAGCUACCUGAUUACCCUCGACAGGCUUGCGUACAGGAUGUUUACCACGUCUCCUUGCCGCGUCCUUAUCGCAGACCGUCCGAGCGCUUCGCCGGACGCCCUUAUGAGCGCCCUCCACCUAUCAUGGUGGACGGUCAUAAGGAGUUCGUUGUUCCCGACAUCGUAUCACGUCAAGUUACCGACGAUACCCAUCCACGCAUCAAGUACCUUGUGCGUUGGAAGGGUUACCCUGAUGAGGAGGCUACUUGGGAGCCCCUCGAGCACUUGCAGCACGCCAGGAUGUUGGUGCGUGCAUACGAUCGUGCUCGUCGUGCUGAGAUGUCUGCCCGUGCUCAGCUGACUGACCCUGUUCCUCCUCCUCCGGCUGAGGAGAUUGCUGAGGACGAGCCCGCUCCCUCUGAGGCCGUUCCUCAGCCGAAGACGGUCGCCUCCAAGCGUCCACAGCGCACUCAUCGUCGCCCUUCGCGUUACGAUGACUGACACUCUUAUCCUCUAUCUUUCCCCUACUGAUUCACACCAUCAGGUACUCCAUCAUCAACUUCUUCAGGAUGUCAGCGUUUUGCGGCUCUGCUUCGACAUCG